This is a messenger RNA of Sporisorium graminicola, 2163 nucleotides long. RefSeq lists its product as uncharacterized. The transcript has a single exon. Gene Ontology annotation, molecular function: pre-mRNA 3'-splice site binding; poly-pyrimidine tract binding. The record is from RefSeq and is a predicted model, not a curated record. Gene Ontology annotation, cellular component: U2AF complex; U2-type prespliceosome; nuclear speck. NCBI's taxonomy places the organism in Eukaryota, Fungi, Basidiomycota, Ustilaginomycetes, Ustilaginales, Ustilaginaceae. Bases 1 to 2163 code for a protein of 720 amino acids.
AUGACGGAUUCUGCCGAGGCCUUCUUGGCCGGCAUCGAGGAUGAGGUUAGAAGCAAAAACGCUACCGGCAACGACCGCACCAACAGCUCCUCGGGUCGAGACCGAGACCGAGAGCGGGAACGCGAACGCGAACGGGACCGCAGAGAUCGCAGGUCAGGAAGAGAGGCAUACGAAGACGAUCGCAACGCAUCUUCGAGCUCGCGCAAAAGGAGAGAUGCCGACGACCGGGAUGACCAGGAUCGGUAUCCUCGCAAAGUGCAGCGAGAUGACCGGGAUCGCGAUCGACGCGACAGGGACAAGGAGGAGGAUGAGCAGCGUCGUCGCAGGCGCAGGGACGAUGACUACUACAACGGCGGAACAGGUCGAGGAAAUCGCGAUGGAAGAGACGGCUACUCGUCGUAUCGACGAGACUAUCGUGACCGAGGCGAGGAUCGAUACUCUUCUCGCAGGGAGCGCUCCAGAUACGAUAACGACGACCACUACCGCGAGCGAGGCAAUAAAAGCCGUGGUGGAGAUUGGAGGAGCGCUGAAGGGCGUGACAGCAGCCCGUCUGUGCGUCGCAGCCCUACACCAGAAGGUACCAUCCCCAUCAGCGAGCGCGCCAGGCCCGAAUCCAAGUGGGACAUUCCUGCGCCAGGCUUUGAAGGCACCAGCGCUCUCGCCGCCAAAGCUACAGGGCUAUUUGGUAUUCCCGGCCAGACUCGACUUGUCGGCAUGCCACCCGUCAAUCUCGGCGUCAAUGGUCCAGGUGUUCCGCCCGGUGUAGGGCUGCCCCUGCCACCGAUUCAUAUGGGCGGGCAGCCCAUCCAUCCUCACCGUGGUGGGCCGCAUUCGCAAUCUCGACAGCCCUACCCGUCUCAGCACGAUCAGCCGUAUCCGCAUCCCAACAUGCAUCAGCAGCACGCGUAUCCGCGUUCGCAGCAGCCGCCACACGGCCAACCUUACUCGCCGCACGGCUCAUAUGGCGCCGACAAUGGCUCGCAUCCGUCAUCGCAAGGACCUUCCCCAGCCGAGCUCGCAGCUCAAAAUGCCAAUCGCCAAGCACGUCGACUGUACGUCGGCAAUAUCACCCCUCAGACUAAUGAGCAAAACAUCAUCGCCUUCUUCAACGAGCAGAUGCUCAAGCUCAAGCUCGGCACCGAACCUGGCGAACCGGCCGUGUCGGCACAGGUCAACGUCGACAAGGGUUAUGCGUUUGUCGAAUUUCGCCAUCCCGACGAGGCGACCAACGCUAUGUCAUUCGACGGCAUCGUGUUCCAAGCGCAAUCGCUCAAGAUCCGACGUCCCAAGGAUUACACAGGCCCGGAUGUGCGUCCGCCUUCCAACAUUCACGUGCCCGGUGUGAUUAGCACCAAUGUCCCCGACUCGCCGUUCAAGAUCUUUGUCGGCGGGCUCCCUACCUAUUUGACGGACGACCAGGUGAUCGAGCUGCUGCAGGCGUUUGGCGAGCUUCGUGCGUUCAACUUGGUAAAGGACACUGCCACGGGUGCAUCGAAGGGAUUUGCCUUCUGCGAGUACGUCGACACUGCGCUGACCGACCUCGCGUGCCAGGGACUCAACGGCAUGGAGCUAGGCGACCGCAACCUGGUCGUGCAACGCGCGAGCGUGGGCAGCGAGAAGAAGGCACAGGCGCUUGCUGCUACGGGCGCCAAUGCGGGUGCGUUGGGCGGUGCGGCGGUCCCGAGUUCAGUGCAGCAAUUCGCUGGCGAAGGAGGCGAUGCGGGCGAACCCACGUCGUGCAUGGUCAUGCUCAACAUGGUCACACCAGAGGAGCUGCAGGACGACGAAGAAUACGCCGAUAUCGUCGAAGACAUUCGCGACGAGUGCACGAAGUACGGCCCAGUCACCGACGUGCGCGUGCCCAGACCGGCGAAGGAGAGCAAAGGAGCGGCUGCUCACCAGUGGAAGCGCAGCCAGGACGAAAGCAAUGCGGACGGCGAGAAGGCCGAGGCAGAACGAGAGGGCGUGGGCAGAGUGUACGUGCGAUAUGGGGAGACCGAGCACUGUGCUCAGGCUCUGAGGGCGAUCGCGGGUCGUCAAUUUGGUGGCAGGACCGUGAUCUGCGCUUUCCUCAAAGAGGAGGACUGGCCGGGCGACGAGGAUGGCGGACACAACGCGGACGAUACAGCGGCCCAAGCGAAAGGCGCUGCUUUUGGGUUGUGA